Molecule: messenger RNA, 961 nt
Organism: Lepisosteus oculatus (spotted gar)
Lineage: Eukaryota; Metazoa; Chordata; Actinopteri; Semionotiformes; Lepisosteidae
Source: RefSeq, a predicted model, not a curated record
UGGUGCUGUUGAACACAUGACAUCAACAUGUUUUUUCUGUACCUCUCAGAUGCACUGAUGAACAGCCUUGGGCUUCGGCUUGUUGGUCCCUACGACAUCUUGGCGGGAAAACACAAGUGUGGGAAGAACCCAAAUCCCAAUUAUUUUCUGCACUGGAGGCACUUCUAUGACCCCCCGGAAUUCCAAACCAUUCUUAUUGGAAGUAGUGAGACACAGUAUCACAUGGGGUACUACAGGGACUCUUCAGAUUCUUUGCCUGUGUUCAUUGGUGCCAACGAAGCAAAGAAGAGCUGUUUGAUAGCACAGAUGGGAGACAAUGUAUUUGCUGCAGUCACGUGAGUUAUUGCUCAGAGAUGUUUUUCCAUUUGUACACGUGAGUCCAUCUGAUUUCUUAUAGUGUUUUUAAGUCAUUUUACUCCCCAUGUAGUUCAUGUUCAGGAAAUUUAGGAUGAAGUUUAUUGUGCUAUGUGAUAUUUAUAAGUUUUCUUUUCUAGAUAUAUUGUUAUUUUAACGGGAUUUGAAUAAUGUGAGCAGUGGUUCUGCCUGCGGUCAGUUACCUGAUCAGGCAGAUGAGCAUCACCGAUUUCUCACGUGUGCGUCCUUUCCAGUAGCAAGAGCAAGUGAAGUGAAGAUUCUCCAAGUGAAGAUUGGUGAUUGUGUAUAUAGAUUAUUCUGAUUACCAGGACUUCUCUUGUAUUCUUAUAGUUAUAAGGACAAAAUCAACAGUACACUGGUUACAAAAUAUAGUACAAUACCGGGGCCAGCGAAAUAUUUUGCUGUUCUUUGUUGGGUAAGGAUAAGUAUUGACAGGCUGAUUUAUUAAAAAGUAUUACAUUUUAUAUGGUGGUUCAAUCUUAGUAGACCUUUUCUUACAAUAUUACUUAAAGAAGGGUUCCAUAAAACCCAGACAAAUUAUCUUCACUUGCACUGAUCUUACUGUUAUUAAUAUUAUUAAUUUACC